AAGACCCAGCAGAGGUACAAUAGUGAACAUCUGUCGCCUCGGUCUCCUCUGUAUGAAUUGAGCCUAGGCUACAGUCUGAAGACACACGGGCAGCGGCAGGCAGGAAGGCUGGGACAGCGCGGACGGACUGGAGUGGAUCCAGGAUGACAGCAGAUUACUCCGGACCAUGAGAGAAAGUGGAGCCACUGAGCCGCAGCGAUAAGACAGCGCGCCGCAAAAUGAAGACACCUAUGCGCCAUGGGGUAGCCGUGCUUCUCGUGCUUCUCCUGUGCGCCAGCUUGUUCCUCGUGUACAACGGCAGCUUCAGCGGCGCGUCCAGGGACACCAACGAGACGCGCGUCCGGCAGCAUGAACAGCUGCGGCGGCCAAGCGCAGCCCCGGUCAGGGUGGCCCAGCCUCAGCCCCCGGUCCUCCAGGGAUACAGCGGCAUCAUCGACCAUAAGCCGCUCAGGAUGCACUGCCAGACCUGCGCCCUGGUCACCAGCUCGGGUCACCUCACCGGGGGCGGCCGGGGAGAAGAGAUCGACCGGGCCGAGUGCGUCAUCCGCAUGAACGACGCCCCCACCGCCAGGGGCUACGCCCGGGACGUGGGCCGCCGCACCUCCCUGCGCGUCAUCGCCCACUCCAGCAUGCAGCGCGUCCUGCGGAGCCGCCACGAGCUGCUCAACGCCAGCCAGGACACGGUGUUCAUCUUCUGGGGCCCCAGCAAUUACAUGAGGCGGGACGGGAAGGGGCUGGUCUACAACAACCUGAGGCUGAUGAAUCAGGUGCUGCCCAAGCUCAAGGUCUACAUCAUCUCCUGGCAGAAGAUGCUGCAGUUUGACGAGCUCUUCAAGAAGGAGACGGGCAAGGACAGGAAGAUAUCAAACUCCUGGCUGAGCACCGGCUGGUUCACUAUGACCAUCGCCCUGGAGCUGUGCGAUAGGAUCAAUGUCUAUGGCAUGGUGGCCCCUGACUUCUGCAGGGAGUCCCAGCACCACUCCAUCCCCUACCACUACUACGAGCCGCACGGCCCGGACGAGUGCGCCAUGUACAUUUCCCAUGAGCGCGGGCGGCGGGGCAGCCACCACCGCUUCAUCACCGAGAAGCGGGUCUUCGCCAACUGGGCACGGACGUUUGACAUCCACUUCUAUCAGCCUGACUGGAGCCCGCCUCCUCUCCCGGCCAACCAGACGCUGGACGGGGUGAUCCCUGCUGCUCCCCACAAGACGUGACUGGGGUGAACAAAAAGCGGCUCACGAGGACUGAGAACGGGGUGACAUUUGGCGGCUACUGGACCCUUAAAACAAAGGAUAAUAUAUAAAAGGAGGAGGAAUAGUAUUUACUCCAGAUGAAGACUGCUGGACAUUGACAGUUCUUGCAGUGUUUUGUUUACUGAAGUGAACUGAUUUAAAGUUAUACACCUUGCAAAGUGUAGGACAGCAACAUAAUCACACUCCACUCUCAAUGCAUGCAGUGUUUGAUUGUGGUCCUUCCCCGGCCUUUGUGCACAUGUACGCGUAUGCACGUGUGCACCAGAGGAAACACAGAGGAUGCAAAGUUCCCUCUACAAAGCCUCUGUUGGGUGAAGGAUCCAUGUAGGAGUCAAUGCUUACAAUUCAUGAAAAGAAGAAAACAUUUUUACAAUGCCUGCUUUCUUUCCAUGUAGCGCCGGAGACCGUCGGCUGAAUACAAACACUGGCGUACCUUGAGUUAAAUUUGGCUUUUGUGUGAAUUAUUACUGUUCAGAUGUUGCAUUCUUCUGCAGUUUUCAAAGAUUGCGGAGGUCAGGCUGGAUGAGAUUCUUUAGACCUUCGUGUCACGCAGCAAAGGCUCAAACCCCCUUCAAAGCAGUCUCAUAAAUCACUGCCCUGACUUUCAUUUAAACUGCCUUUCAGAUGUGUGCAUUGUGAGCUCGCCCAAGUCAAACUUGGCAAUGCAGCACAUCCUGUCUGAAUGACAAGUGUGUAGCAUUCGCCGGGAGGUUUUUAUCUCACGCGCGUGCACCCCUUUCCGGUCCCAUACGUGUGUGUAUCAUAAGGUUUUUCUGGCCCCUGUCAACAGUUAAUAGUGCGAUUUAUACAGCUACAAGCCGGAUUUCCAUGUAAAUGCGCAGUCAUGUGACACAAGACAAGUGGGAGAUUAAGAUCGAGAGCAGGGAUGCAGCAGAAGCAGCGGCGUCUAUCCCACUAUAUUCAUCUCCGGCGAGCCCGAAUCACCUCGCAGGAGACUUACACCAUUUCAAAGAAUACCGGAUUUUCUUUUUUUGUUAAACUGAUGAGUAUGUGAUCCGUCACCUUCUCGCUCUCAGUUGCGUUUCUAUCUGCCCUCUCCCCUCAUUUCAUGGAGGCCUGUGUUACCUAUAGGGCACCCCUCGUCCUCUCUCCAUGGAUACGACUCGGGUGUCAGUCAGGAGAAAGCGUGGAGACGUGUGAUUAUCUUAACAAUGCAUCCCACUGCUAAGUCCCUAUUGAUUUUGCCCUCAUCUCUGUAACGUGAGUAAUGAGAGGUCGGAGGGAUGGGGGCGGACACAUAGGUGCUCACACCAUGAGAGGAUGUUUCAAAUCGCACUUCCUCGGUGAAGACGAGAGCACGAUUGCUUCUCAUCCAUCAUAAACAGCCGUAGCGGUUUUGCCGUGUGCAGCCUGGCUCGGCACACAGCUGAGUUUCUACUGUAGCAAAGAGCGAAGUGUGUUUUUUUCGUUUUCCAGACACUUGAAUUGUGAAUGCCUCUGUGCAGUUUACAACAGUAAAGGGGUAUGCACUCGAUUGUCUUUAUUUUUUCUUUCCUAAUUGAAUUGAUCAUAAUGAAACCACAGACUAUUUGGAUAACAGGUGGUUUAAAAAAUGCAAGAGAAGUCUAAAAAAGAAAUGCCCGUCUCAAGGCUGAUAUUCUCAUACUGUUUGUUUUGAGGAAGAACGACCACAGCCUCGAAGGCAUCCAGUUACCAGGGAGACUAAACAGAGAAAAGGAGAAAAUCUUCAUAUUUGUCAAACUGAAACCGGUGAUAUUUUAGAGAUAUUAACUUCAUGAACAACUUGGAUAGUUUGACAUUUUGGGAAAUAAAAUCAUUCCCUUCCUUGCCGAGAGUUAGAUGAAAGGACGGAUACCUCUCUCCUGUCUGCAGCUCGUUAGCGUGGUGCAAAUGAAACAUUAGAACAUUACCUCCACAUUUAGUGAAGAAUUAUUCUGAGAUGAUAUUAAUAAUAUAUAAAAUGUUAAUUGGUGAGCUUAAGAGGUGCUUUUAAGUAAGUGUGUGUUCUUUAACCUCCUGAGACCCAAGCUUUUGUUCGGUAUGCAUUUUUCAUUUCUCCAAGCUAUUUGGGUUUAUUGGGACCUAAGAAGUUUAAAAACUAAGCAUCAUCUUUGAACAGGAAGUAGUUUUUGAAAAGAAAAAACUCAGUGUGUAACAAAAUAUAAAACUGUUUAUUUUAAUACCUGAACAUGGCUGUGCAAGGACAGAACAAUGAAGUCCCAACGUCCUCAAACGAGUACUUGCUAAUUAGCGAUGUUGUACCUCUACACCGAUUACUGUAUUGACGCUUUGUUACCACUAGAUGGCAGACAAAAGUGUCAACUUAUGAAGACAACGGAUCCAAAUGAAGCAGAAUAAGCUGCCACAAAACAUAUGAGGACGAUGGGGCUCAGGAGGUUAAGACGAAGCUAGGAGUGCUGGCCUGAAAGCUAAGCUAAACGGUAUUGUGCAGCAGACACGAAUGGUUUUAAUCUGUUCAUCUAGGUCUCCACGGGAACUUUUCUAAAAGAUCGUUUCAUUUCAUCAUAAACAUUCCACUGAAUAAAAUCAUUUUUAUCAGUAA
This is a messenger RNA of Mugil cephalus (flathead mullet), 3798 nucleotides long. RefSeq names its product ST6 (alpha-N-acetyl-neuraminyl-2,3-beta-galactosyl-1,3)-N-acetylgalactosaminide alpha-2,6-sialyltransferase 5a (gene st6galnac5a). Gene Ontology annotation, biological process: ganglioside biosynthetic process; oligosaccharide metabolic process. The coding region runs from base 219 to 1214 and encodes 331 amino acids. The record is from RefSeq and is a predicted model, not a curated record. The transcript is spliced from 5 exons. Gene Ontology annotation, molecular function: alpha-N-acetylgalactosaminide alpha-2,6-sialyltransferase activity. NCBI's taxonomy places the organism in Eukaryota, Metazoa, Chordata, Actinopteri, Mugiliformes, Mugilidae.